UAUACAAAGUAAUAUAUAAACAGAGCAAAAAAAUGUCAAAUUCAUCGAGAUCUAGCUCGCUUUCUGAGUCUUUGAUCGAGACAAACGCAUCAAUUUCUUCAUCGGAAUUCAUGACGGCAAAUUCGGACGAAUCUAAUUCGGAAAUUUUGCCAUUUGCCGAUAAUAUUGAACCGCUUGCUUCGCCCGAUGAAAUUGCUGAGUACGAAGCUGCAGUCGCAGAAGAACGGCAGGUUGAGGACAUGCUGCAAGAUCGUUUUGAUGCCCGUGUUGAUGUUACUUCAUGGUGUGAAUGUGGCCAUUGUUCGUUGGAUCUUGUUGUCAACCCUCAAGAGUGCCGAUGCUGCAUGGAAUUAGAGCAAUGCCGUGGCAAAAUGAAUCAGUUCGAAGUCGAUGAAAGAAAAUGCAUUUUGGAUCACCCUGGCUUUAACGAAGUUUGCCUGAACGAAUUUGUUCUUCAAGCAGCUUCGUUAGGUUUAAAGACCAAAGGUCAUCGCAGUUAUGCGACCGUUUUUCGAGAUGGUCAAAAGACCAGAGAGGAGUUCUUUCGAGCAGUAUCGUACAGACUACUGUGAAGGUACCACAGGAUUCAUCCUGACAUUCAUCCUCACAUUCAUCCUCACAUUCAUCCUCACAUUCACCACAGGAUUCACCACAACAUUCAAAAUUAGCAUAAAGUGUGAAGUUGACACCACAUUCAUUUUAAUAUUAUUAAAUAACAUCAGUUUCAGAAACAAAA
This is a messenger RNA of Xenia sp. Carnegie-2017, 736 nucleotides long. RefSeq lists its product as uncharacterized. The transcript is spliced from 3 exons. Bases 33 to 572 code for a protein of 179 amino acids. The record is from RefSeq and is a predicted model, not a curated record. NCBI's taxonomy places the organism in Eukaryota, Metazoa, Cnidaria, Anthozoa, Malacalcyonacea, Xeniidae.